AUGGAGAACAGAGAAAUUGAAGAUUCUAAUAAACUUAAACUUCCCACAAUUAAAUAAUAUAAAUCUACAGCUAGACAAGCUUAUUUCAAUUUUAUUAAAUCAAAUUUAGGAAUAGGUAUCCAUUUUAUUUCAUUUUUUUAUAGGUGUUAUUGUUCUUCCUGUUGUCACUUAUCAAGUUGGAUUACUAUGGUCUAUUUUCUUAUUCGUUCCAAUAGCUUUCAGUUGUGUUAAGUAAAAUGAUCAUUUUAUUUCUUAGAUCAAGUUAAUUUAUGAUAGAAAUUGCAGAUGAUUUGAAUACAGAAAAUAUUCUCUAUUCAGAUAUCAUAAAAUAGACUUUAGGAAUUCUAUGGGCACAUAUUUUAGAUAUUGCCAUAAUUUUAUAAUUGAUUGGACUUUGUAUAGCUUAUUUGAUAUUUCUAACUGAAUCCUUGGCUUAAUCAUUGAUUCAAAUAGAUAUUUAAAUGACCAAAUUAUAAUGCUUGUUACUCACAUUAAUUAUAGUGAUUCCCUUAUCAUUUGUAAGAAAAAUUCAUUUUUUUCAUUCAACCAGUAAAUAUGGCUUUUAUUCUGCUUUGGCUUCAUUCUGUAUCAUAUUAUAUGAUUGCCAAAAUAGACUCUCAAUAAUUGACAAUUUCCAUUUUUCUAAUUUAAUGAAUUUCAAAAGUAAUAUUAUUAUAAUAAUAAAUUAAUUAGAUACUUUUAAUUAUGUAGGAGUAGCUAUACUUUGUUGUGAAGGGAUAUUUACUGUAUUACCUAUUAGAGAUAGUAUGAAGAAUAAAUUUGAAUUUAAAUCUGUUGCUGCAUAAAGUUUAAUGACUGCAUUUGGAAUUUCAAUAUUUUUAUCACUAAUUAGUUCAUCUACAUAUUAAUAAGACACAUAAUCUAUUGUUUUAUUUAGUAUAUAAGUAAGUACUUUGUUAUAUUAAUAAAGAAUCCAAUCUUAGAAGUUGUUUCAUUGAUCUUAUACUCUAUUAGUUUAUUAUUGACCUUUCCACUUCAACUUUUUCCAGCUGUUCAAAUUGUAGAAUCAACGUUUUAAAAGACCAUAUUUCAAUAUACCAGUUUCCAUGAUAUAGAAGAAAAUUCUAAUGAUGAUUCUCCUAUUUUAAAGGAUGCUGUUUCAAUUUGCAAUAAGAAUGAUAAUAUUACUUGUGAAAAAGAUGAUGAAGUAUUUGAAGAUAGAUUUUUAUAAAUCAUUAUAAGAAGUACAUUAAUGAUAACUAUUUAUUUUAUUGCUUAUUGUGUUCCUCAUUUAUCACAUUUUUUGAAUUUGAUUGGAAGUAUUUUUGGAUCCUUAUUACAAGUAAUGUUUUAAUUUUAUUAUUUAGUUUUGUUUCCCUGUACUUGUUCAUAUGAUUUAUUUCAAGAAUUCUAAAUCAACUAGACUUGUUAUUCAAUAUGCAAUCAUUUUGAUUGUUUCAAUUUUAGCUAUUUUUUUAGGGACAGCAGAAUCCUUAAAACAUUUACUUUGA
Molecule: messenger RNA, 1472 nt
Organism: Paramecium primaurelia
Lineage: Eukaryota; Ciliophora; Oligohymenophorea; Peniculida; Parameciidae
Source: the annotation of a GenBank genome assembly